This is a messenger RNA of Chenopodium quinoa (quinoa), 872 nucleotides long. RefSeq names its product glycine-rich cell wall structural protein 1.0-like. Lineage: Eukaryota; Viridiplantae; Streptophyta; Magnoliopsida; Caryophyllales; Amaranthaceae. The record is from RefSeq and is a predicted model, not a curated record. The coding region runs from base 153 to 629 and encodes 158 amino acids. The transcript has a single exon.
UUCGAUCACUAUAUGUCUAAUAAUCAUCAAACACCAAGUAAGAACACCUUGCUUUGGCACUAUCAUAUGCCAUGGCUCUAUAAAUAGCCCCUUUACUUUUUCAAAUUACUUCACAAUCAACUGAUCGAUUUGGUAGUUUUGAAACGAUAAACAUGGCUCGUCUAAAAUGUGUUGCACUUUUCAUUGCCCUACUUGUUACAACUUCUUCUGCUGAGAUUGAGACACCUGAGAAUAGGGUAGCUAGGAAGGAAUUGGGUAUAGACCUUGGUGGUGUGGGGAUCGGAUUAGGGUUAGGGCUAGGCUUAGGUCUCGGUGGUGGGUCAGGCUCUGGAGCUGGAUCAGGGUCCGGUGGUUCAAGUUCUAGCUCAAGUUCUGUUUCAUCUAGCUCAAGCUCGAGCUCAGGUGGAGGUGGAAACGCAGGUUCUGAAGCAGGCUCCUAUGCUGGCUCAAGCGCUGGGUCUAGAUCAGGAGGUCGUGGAUCACGAGGAGGCGAACGAGGAGGAGGAGGUGGUGGCGGCGGCGGUGGUGGUGGAGGAGGUGGAGGUGGUGGAGGUUCUGGUGGUGGAAGUGGAUAUGGACACGGUGAAGGUGGUGGAUAUGACAGAGGUUACGAAGGUGGUGGGGACUAAGCACAAGGUCUACAUUAAAAUUGUUUUUUGUUUGAUGAUGACAAUAAUGCAUGGCAACAUAUGUCUUGUACAAACAGAAUAAAAGAGUACUUCAUAAAGGAAAUUAAGUCCAUUGCUUGCAUGGCUUGGAUUUGUUUUCAUAUGUUUCGAGGUUCCUAAAUCAUAUAUGUACUCGAUGUGUUCAAUGUAAUGGAAAAUAUUUUAUAAUGAAUUUCAACUCGCAUCUUAUGUGCUAUUAGACCA